Messenger RNA from Suillus discolor, 486 nucleotides. RefSeq lists its product as uncharacterized. The coding region runs from base 1 to 486 and encodes 161 amino acids. Lineage: Eukaryota; Fungi; Basidiomycota; Agaricomycetes; Boletales; Suillaceae. The record is from RefSeq and is a predicted model, not a curated record. The transcript has a single exon.
AUGGGCCCACAACCUGGGAUGUCCAAACCUGCCACCACUAAGGCCCCAAAGAAUCCAGUGAAGAGACGAAAGAAAGAUGAAUUUGCCGAGAUUGCACAAGCAGAGGAAGUGACUAGACAGAAAGAGCUUGAAGUGGCCAAGGUGAGAAUAAAGAAGGACACUGUACAGGCAAAAGCAAAGUUGGCAAAGCUUGAGUUGGAGAAGGAAAAGUUGGCCUAUGCAAGGGAGUGGCGACAAGAGAAGAUGAGAAUGUGCCUUACUACUAUGGAAGGAACGAGCCAACAUCAUGGAUUCCCCGAAUUCAACAUGCACAAUACCUUUCCCAGUCCUUCGAGCAGUUCUCACCCACACUUGCCAUAUCCACCAACUUCUGCAUAUUAUCAGACACCCUCAUCACCUGCCGCUGAGUCUUAUGCAAGUGAAAACACAGCUAACACAGCUUCCAGGUCAUUUGAUGCAUCAUCCAUCAUUUUCCCAUCAGAUUAA